UAUUGGCCCAUCUUGUUGUCAGUUAAUUUUGGCAGCUCACAGACAGCACAGCGCCCAGAGGGGGGCAAGAAGACUGCUCAAAGAUAAGCCUGAUAGUCCACACGAAGGAACAAGGAGACCUCAAUUGCUAUGCUGGACUCUCAUCAGAAUGGAAGAGAAUCAAACUCACGUGAAGCUCAGUGCAGAGAAACUAAUACCCAAGUCUGACAUGCUGUCGUUGCUUCGCACUUACAACUGCUACCAUGAAGGCAAGAACUUCCAGCUGAGGGCUCGUGAGGAGGAGGAGGGGGAACUCAUCCUGGAGGGUUUGCUGAACAUCCACUGGGGUCUGCAUCGACCAAUCAGACUUCAAAUGUACGAUGACAACGAAAGACUGCGUCUCAACCGGUAUGACAGGAACAAUACAUCUAUAAUUGCAAAGCAACGAUCAACAGAGUCGAACAACAACUCACUGAGCAGGGAAAAUGGACCAGCAGGGAUGGGUGUGGAUGGGGUGCAGGAGGAGGAGGAGUCUCCACAGCUACUGAGGACCAGAAGUGACGCAUCCUACAUGCAAGUCCAGAGGAGGUCAAGGACAAACACCGCCAGAAACCUGCAGCGUUUACGCACACACAGGUUCUCUAUCAACGGGCACUUCUACAACCACAAGACAUCUGUGUUCACUCCGGCCUUUGGUUCAGUCACUAACGUGCGAGUUAACAGCGCCAUGACGACGGUACAGGUCCUUAACAUGCUGCUACAAAAGUUUAGGGUGGAAAAUAAAUCAGAGGAGUUUGUCCUUUACAUGGUCCACGAGUCUGGCGAGCGGACCAAGUUGAGGGAUGGUGAAUACCCGCUGGUGACCCGUGUGCUUCACGGACCCUGCGAGAUGAUCUCCAAAAUUUUCAUCAUGGAGGCUGACUUGGGAGAGGAAGUCACCUACGAUGUUGCCCAGUACAUCAAGUUUGAGAUUCCAGUUUUGGACAGCUUUGUGGAGAAGCUAAAAGAGGAAGAGGAGCGGGAGAUAAACAAACUGACAAAAAAAUACAUCGCUCUGAGGUCAAUGAUUGUCCAUCAGCUGGAGGGCAAAACUCACUCCUGUGACCCAGUAUAAGUGUGUCUGUAUGUGUGUGUGUGUGCGCGCGUGUGUGUGUGACACUAUUUAUAUAUUCACAAUUUGUAUGACGCAUUCUUACAUCUUUCGAUUUGUACAUGCAGUUUGGUAAUAUAACAAAACUGUUAUGUUUUCUACAACUUUUCUGUAAUAAAUCAACUGUAUGGCCUUAAA
Phyllopteryx taeniolatus (common seadragon) is the source of this 1267-nucleotide messenger RNA. RefSeq names its product Ras association domain family member 4a (gene rassf4a). The record is from RefSeq and is a predicted model, not a curated record. Lineage: Eukaryota; Metazoa; Chordata; Actinopteri; Syngnathiformes; Syngnathidae. Gene Ontology annotation, biological process: signal transduction. The transcript is spliced from 11 exons. Bases 149 to 1093 code for a protein of 314 amino acids.